AUGGCACCAUUAUCUCAUGAUUUAGCUGGUCUUAUUUUACCACAUGAUCAUUUUGGUUCACAUUUAAAUGAAUCAGGUGUAACAAUAAAUAUUGAAUUAGAAAAAUUAAAUUUUCAAGCAAAAGCAGGACAUGAAUUUCGUGUUCGUGCAUCAAAUGAAUAUUAUCAAGAAAAUGCUCGUGUACCACAAGAAAAAUUUGGUGAACAACCUAAAUAUGAUAUUGAUGAAUAUUGGCGUGCUAUACAUGUUUUAUAA
Messenger RNA from Rotaria sordida, 255 nucleotides. Lineage: Eukaryota; Metazoa; Rotifera; Eurotatoria; Philodinida; Philodinidae. The record is from the annotation of a GenBank genome assembly.